AGGAUAAGGGCUACACAAGUUAAGUUAAUCUGAAUACCCACAAAUGAAGUUUCAAUUUUAACAAAGAUUGGUCGUUUGUUCUUUAUUAUUGUUUGGAAAGAGCUGUUUAUAAUUUGUGAAUAGGAAGGCUAGAUCUCUGGUGACAUAAUCUUAUCAGGGAAUUGCUUGUGAUGCGAUGCACCGACCACAGAAUGGAAAUUUAUCGCACGUGUCACUGCACAUUUUACUUUGGAGCAAUCUUGUGGUCAUGCUUCAAAUUGCUAGUGUAACUUGGAUGAGUUGCAGCUUUUGAUCAUUGCAUUUGGGUGGCAAGAUGGAUGCCAAACCAGUGGAUUCAUCAUCUCAAUCUCCUUCCACUUCUUCUGAAGAUAAACCCACUGUCCCUAGCGUUUCCCGGACAGAGACCCCUUCCUUGCCAUCUUUCUUCUCCGCCUCCAGCAUAUCAUCUUGGACACAGAAUUUGAAACUUCCGCAGCAGGCAGCAUCUUCACAGGACAGUUCACAGAGUCCAAAUUCAGGGAUUGCAACACUAUCAAGAUUUGCCAAUGGCAUGAGAUUUCGAUUGCCUGCAGGAACCCCAACAACAAAUGAGGCUGUUCAGGGCACCUCAGAAAAUGCUCAAUCUGGUGUCCUUGGAUCAGUUGCAAAAGGGUUGCUUGAUUCGUCCCGCAAUGCUGUGAAGGCUGUGCAGGUCAAGGCACGUCAUGUUGUCUCACAAAAUAAGAGGAGAUACCAGGAAGGAGGAUUCGAUUUGGAUAUGACUUAUAUCACUGAGAAUGUAAUUGCAAUGGGAUUCCCAGCUGGAGAUAUAAGCUCAGGUCUAUUUGGGUAUUUUGAGGGCUUUUAUCGUAAUCAUAUGGAAGAGGUGAUUACUUUUUUUGAGACGCAUCACCAGGGAAAGUACAAAGUCUAUAAUCUCUGUUUAGAAAGGCUAUAUGAUUCAUCACUUUUUGGUGGGAAGGUGGCGACUUUUCCAUUUGCUGAUCACAAUUGCCCACCUAUGCCACUUAUACUAUCCUUUUGUCAAAGUGCGUCCUCAUGGUUGAAGGAGGACAUAGAAAAUGUAGUGGCCGUUCACUGUAAGGCCGGCAUGGCUAGGACGGGGUUGAUGAUCUGUAGCCUUCUCUUGUUCCUGAAGAUCUUCCCUACAGCUGAUGAGGCCAUUGCUUAUUACAAUCAGAAAAGAUGUAUCGAUGGCAAGGCUCUAGUUCUUCCGAGUCAAAUUAGGUUUGUCCAGUACUUUGAGCGUGUUUUAACUGGCUUCAGUAGAGAAAUUCCAGCAGCACGUAGAUGCAUGCUUAGAGGAUUUCGGCUUCACAGAUGUCCUUCCUGGAUAAGGCCGGCAAUUACGAUAUCUGAUCAUAAUGGUGUUCUCUUCUCCUCCAAAAAGCAUCCCAAGAUUAAAGAUCUAACGCCGCAAGAUUUCUGGAUCAAACCACCCAAGAAGGGAGUGGUCGUUUUUGCUAUACCAGGAGAGCCUGGGCUGACAGAGUUGAAGGGCGACUUCAAAAUCCACUUUCAUGAGCACCAAGGAGAUUUUUACUGUUGGUUAAAUACGACAAUGAUGGAAAACAGAAUACUUUUAAGCUCAUCUGAUCUUGAUGGCUUCGACAAGAGAAAUCUUCCUUCUCCUGGAUUCCACGUGGAAGUUGUAAUGAUAGAUUAUGACGGCACCAUGCCAGCGAAGGCCAAUAGCGACUCCACCAGCAAGGAACCUGAGACUAUGUCAAGAAGUUCAGAUACAAAUGGUGAAGCCGCAACAAAAUCAAACAGUACGAAGGCAUCUCAAAAAGAUGACAACGACGAUGAUGUUUUCUCUGACAGUGAAGGAGAGGAGUCUCGUCCCUCAAAUAACAAGCAAGUACGACCUCUUUGUGGUGAUGAGCCGACUCUUGUUCCUGAUACUAGGAGUGCCUCGGUGAAGCAAAUGGAGAGAGUGACGCAAAGUGCUGAUAAGCUGUCACUGGGCAGUGAGCGAUACUCAGAGAGUUAUGCUAAUAAGGAAGUGCGUAGUGAUGGAGCUGAGAAAUCUGCUUCUGGGCUGGAUAUGCCUAAGCUGGACUCUGGUGGAGUCAGUGACUUUAAAGCCAUAGCAGCCGAUGCCUCAGUUUUCACAUUCGGAAAUGAAGAAGAUUACGAGAGCGAAUGACAAGUUAUGGUCCAUUGUUGUUUGAGCUUGAACGCUACAAAGAAUCUCAAGUCAUGGACUGGAAGAGUACAGGAGCAUCUGAACUGGAGAAGAGUUGGUUAACAGGCUUCGAUGCGUAUUUGUUACAUUCAUUUGUUUCUCGUCCGUGUCGGGUUCCAUUCCUAUUCUUCUCAAUUGUUUACGGUUCACUUUCAGAUGUCACCUUGAAAACAUCUUCCUGUUUCCUUUCUUUUGUUCU
Messenger RNA from Rhodamnia argentea, 2387 nucleotides. RefSeq names its product phosphatidylinositol 3,4,5-trisphosphate 3-phosphatase and protein-tyrosine-phosphatase PTEN2A-like. The coding region runs from base 314 to 2149 and encodes 611 amino acids. Gene Ontology annotation, molecular function: phosphatidylinositol-3,4,5-trisphosphate 3-phosphatase activity. The record is from RefSeq and is a predicted model, not a curated record. Gene Ontology annotation, biological process: dephosphorylation. NCBI's taxonomy places the organism in Eukaryota, Viridiplantae, Streptophyta, Magnoliopsida, Myrtales, Myrtaceae. Gene Ontology annotation, cellular component: cytosol. The transcript is spliced from 13 exons.